AUGGCAUAUGACCGACUCUCCAACCUCGAGGCCGGCCAGGGCGGCGCCGGCUACACCGACGACCCUGCGUUCCAAGACCUUCAGUACGAGCUGAAGGACAAACUACAGUCCCUGCUGAGCAAUAACCGCAAGCUUGCCAACGAUGUCAACGUCCUGGGGACCAAGAAAGAUACCCCUCGCUUGCGGGAGCGGGUUCACAACACAAUGGAGAAGUCUCGGGAGAUUUGCAAGGACAUUGGCGAUGGCGUGAAGAAGCUGCAGACGUGGGAGGACCUUACCAAACAACAAAAGUACGAACAGACAAAGGUCUCGAGCGAUUUUCAGACAGCCCUCCAGGAAUUCCAGGGUCUGCAGAGGAAGGCUCUGGAAAAAGAGCGCGCAUCCAUCACCGCAGCCCGAGAGGCGCAGGCAUCAGAAAUAUCUGGCGCCGGGGGGGAGGAACAGCUACAACUGCAACAGCAGCAGCAACUAUCGCAACUAGCCCCACAGGAUGAGGUGGAUUUCCAGGAAGCCCUGAUCAUCGAGCGAGAAGAGGAAAUCCGGAACAUCGAGCAGGGCGUUGGCGACUUGAAUGUGCUAUUCAAGCAAGUGGCACAGAUUGUUACCGAGCAGGGCCAGCAGCUCAUUACCAUUUCUGAUACCGUUGAGAAUAUCCACGAAAGCACCCGCGGCGCCGACGUGGAGACUCGUCAAGCAGCUCGAUACCAAAAGGCGGCGCGCAACAAGGGCUGCUGCUUGCUACUCAUCAUGGCCGUCAUUUUGACCAUUGUGCUUCUGGCCAUCUUUAUUGGCUGA
Trichoderma aggressivum f. europaeum is the source of this 795-nucleotide messenger RNA. RefSeq lists its product as uncharacterized. The record is from RefSeq and is a predicted model, not a curated record. The coding region runs from base 1 to 795 and encodes 264 amino acids. NCBI's taxonomy places the organism in Eukaryota, Fungi, Ascomycota, Sordariomycetes, Hypocreales, Hypocreaceae. Gene Ontology annotation, biological process: intracellular protein transport; Golgi to vacuole transport; vesicle fusion. Gene Ontology annotation, cellular component: membrane; endomembrane system; SNARE complex. The transcript is spliced from 2 exons. Gene Ontology annotation, molecular function: SNARE binding; SNAP receptor activity.